AUGUACAGCUUCAACACUCUGCGAUUCUACCUUUGGGAAACCAUUGUAUUCUUCAGCCUUGCUGCUUCCAAGGAGGCUGAUGCUGCCCGCUCUGCACCCAAGCCUAUGUCGCCCUCAGACUUCCUGGAUAAGCUCAUGGGGAGGACUUCUGGGUAUGACGCCAGGAUCAGGCCCAACUUUAAAGGUCCCCCUGUGAACGUGAGUUGCAACAUCUUCAUCAACAGCUUCGGCUCCAUUGCUGAGACAACCAUGGACUACAGAGUCAACAUCUUCCUGAGGCAGCAGUGGAAUGACCCCCGUCUGGCCUACAACGAAUACCCUGACGACUCUCUGGACCUUGACCCGUCCAUGUUGGAUUCCAUCUGGAAGCCUGACCUGUUCUUUGCCAAUGAGAAGGGAGCCCACUUCCAUGAGAUCACCACUGACAACAAACUGCUGAGAAUCUCCCGGAAUGGCAAUGUCCUCUACAGCAUCAGGAUCACCCUGACGCUGGCCUGCCCCAUGGACCUGAAGAACUUCCCGAUGGAUGUACAGACAUGUAUCAUGCAACUGGAAAGCUUUGGAUACACCAUGAAUGACCUCAUCUUUGAGUGGCAGGAACAGGGAGCCGUGCAGGUGGCGGAUGGACUGACCCUGCCUCAGUUUAUCCUGAAAGAGGAGAAGGACCUGAGAUACUGCACCAAGCAUUAUAACACAGGUAAAUUCACCUGCAUUGAGGCCCGAUUCCACCUGGAGCGGCAGAUGGGCUACUACCUGAUCCAGAUGUACAUUCCCAGUCUGCUCAUUGUCAUCCUGUCCUGGAUCUCCUUCUGGAUCAACAUGGAUGCUGCACCAGCUCGUGUGGGACUGGGCAUCACCACUGUACUCACCAUGACCACACAGAGUUCUGGCUCCCGAGCCUCCCUACCCAAGGUGUCCUAUGUGAAAGCCAUUGACAUUUGGAUGGCUGUGUGCCUGCUCUUCGUGUUCUCGGCUCUGCUGGAAUAUGCGGCCGUGAACUUCGUGUCUCGGCAACACAAGGAGCUGCUGCGAUUUAGGAGGAAGCGGCGACAUCACAAGAGCCCCAUGCUGAAUCUGUUUCAGGAUGAUGAGGGUGGAGAAGGCCGCUUCAACUUCUCCGCCUAUGGGAUGGGGCCAGCCUGUCUGCAGGCCAAGGAUGGCAUCUCUGUCAAGGGUGCCAACAACAACAACACCACCAACCCCCCUCCUGCACCGUCCAAGUCCCCGGAGGAGAUGCGGAAACUCUUCAUCCAGAGAGCCAAGAAGAUCGACAAGAUAUCGCGAAUUGGGUUCCCCAUGGCCUUCCUCAUCUUCAACAUGUUCUACUGGAUCAUCUACAAGAUCGUCCGAAGGGAGGAUGUCCACAACAAGUGA
Molecule: messenger RNA, 1374 nt
Organism: Peromyscus eremicus (cactus mouse)
Lineage: Eukaryota; Metazoa; Chordata; Mammalia; Rodentia; Cricetidae
Gene: Glra1
Product: glycine receptor alpha 1
Exons: 9
Coding region: 1-1374 (457 amino acids)
Biological process (GO): regulation of membrane potential; chemical synaptic transmission; nervous system process
Cellular component (GO): neuron projection; synapse; postsynaptic membrane
Molecular function (GO): glycine binding; transmitter-gated monoatomic ion channel activity; transmembrane signaling receptor activity
Source: RefSeq, a predicted model, not a curated record